AUAUCACCUCAUCCAUCAUAUCGGUGAGUCAAGUCCAGAGAGAGCUAUGUGUUGGGUACCUUUACCAGUCACAAGUUCAUCUAACCCAUUCCUCGCUGUCUUAUCAAUUCCAUCUAUCCGCAGCCCGUUUGACAUUUCCCCCAGCCCUUUCUUUCCCGUUGUUUGUUUCUCGCAGUUUAUCCAACACCAAAAGUAAUGGAAACUUACUCGUCGUAUGUCUAGCAUAACCCGAAGUAAUUCCCCAACACAGUAAUCAUGCCCAGCAACGAGACCAUCCUCCAGGGCGUCAGCGUCCUCGGCCAGGUCCAGGAGUCGCACCGCAAGAUCCUGACCCCUCCCGCCCUAGCCUUCCUCGCCCUGUUGCACCGCUCUUUCAAUCCCACCCGCAAGGCCCUCCUCGAGCGCCGCAAGAUUCGCCAGGCCGAGCUCGACAAGGGCUCGCUCCUAGACUUCCUGCCAGAGACCAAGCACAUCCGCGAGGACCCGACAUGGAAGGGCGCCCCGCCCGCCCCCGGUCUUGUUGACCGCCGCGUUGAGAUCACGGGGCCAACAGACCGCAAGAUGGUGGUCAAUGCGUUGAACGCCAACGUUUGGACCUACAUGGCUGAUUUGGAGGACUCGAGUGCCCCGACAUGGGACAACAUGAUCAAUGGCCAGGUGAACCUGUACGAUGCCGUGCGCCGUCAGGUCGACUUCAAGCAAGGGGCAAAGGAGUACAAGCUCCGGACAGACAAGCCGCUUCCCACCCUCAUCGUGCGGCCCCGCGGCUGGCACCUCGAGGAGAAGCAUGUCACAGUCGACGGUGAGCCCAUGAGCGGCUCCCUCUUCGACUUUGGCCUGUACUUCUUCCACAACGCCACCGAGGCCGUCAAGCGUGGCUUCGGGCCCUACUUUUACCUUCCCAAGAUGGAGUCCCACCUUGAGGCCCGCCUCUGGAACGACGCCUUCAACCUAGCCCAGGACUACAUCGGCAUGCGCCGUGGCACCAUCCGCGGCACCGUGCUGAUCGAGACCAUCAUGGCUGCCUUCGAGAUGGACGAGAUCAUCUACGAGCUGCGCGACCACAGCUCUGGCCUCAACUGCGGCCGGUGGGACUACAUCUUUAGCGUCAUCAAGAAGUUCCGCCAGAACUCCAACUUUGUGCUGCCUGACCGCAGCUGCGUCACCAUGACGGUCCCCUUCAUGGAUGCUUAUGUCAAGCUGCUCAUCCAGACUUGCCACAAGCGCGGCGUCCAUGCCAUGGGCGGUAUGGCGGCGCAAAUCCCCAUCAAGGACGACCCGGCGGCCAACGAGAAGGCCAUGGCAGGCGUCCGCGCCGACAAGUUGCGGGAGGUGCGCGCCGGUCACGACGGCACUUGGGUCGCGCACCCGGCCCUGGCCGCCAUCGCAACCGACGUCUUUAACCAGCACAUGCCCACGCCCAACCAGCUUUUUGUGCGCCGCGAGGACGUGACCAUCGGUGCCAACGACCUCCUCAACAUGAACGUCCCCGGCAAAAUCACCGAGGAGGGCAUCCGCAAGAACCUCAACAUCGGCCUGGGAUACAUGGAGGCCUGGGUCCGCGGUGUCGGAUGUGUGCCCAUCAACUACCUCAUGGAGGACGCCGCUACCGCCGAGGUCUCGCGCAGUCAGCUCUGGCAAUGGGUACGCCACGGCGUGACCACGGCCGAGGGCAAGCGCGUCGACAAGGGCUACGCCCUCAAGCUGCUGAAGGAGCAGGCCCAGGAGCUUGCCUCCAAGGCCCCCAAGGGGAACAAGUACCACCUCGCCGCGCAGUAUUUUGCGGGACAGGUCACAGGGGAGGACUAUGCUGAUUUCUUGACCUCUUUGCUUUACAACGAGAUCACCUCGCAGGAGAGCCCCAAGCCGGCUUCUAAGCUUUGAGUGCGGUUUGGAAACGGAGGCGGGAGGGCGGACGAGGAUCGGAUUGAUUGCAUUGUUCAACGUUGUACCAGCUCUUUGGUUGUAUGGAGGUUGCUGUAACAGGUAUCGGCUUUGUUUGUUUUUAAAGCAAUGUGAGCGGACGUGACCGCCGGUCUGGGAAAAGUCCAGGUAUCAAGUUCGUUAUCAACCAACGGCCGCAGAUUCGAAAAUAGGAAUGAAUAUGAGGCGUGUGUUUUUUCGGCUGCCAA
Messenger RNA from Chaetomium fimeti, 2132 nucleotides. RefSeq names its product malate synthase. Lineage: Eukaryota; Fungi; Ascomycota; Sordariomycetes; Sordariales; Chaetomiaceae. Gene Ontology annotation, molecular function: malate synthase activity. Gene Ontology annotation, cellular component: cytoplasm; peroxisomal matrix. The transcript has 5 exons. Bases 256 to 1884 code for a protein of 542 amino acids. The record is from RefSeq and is a predicted model, not a curated record. Gene Ontology annotation, biological process: glyoxylate cycle.